Messenger RNA from Polypterus senegalus (gray bichir), 2345 nucleotides. RefSeq names its product McKusick-Kaufman syndrome (gene mkks). Bases 584 to 2302 code for a protein of 572 amino acids. Lineage: Eukaryota; Metazoa; Chordata; Cladistia; Polypteriformes; Polypteridae. Gene Ontology annotation, cellular component: nucleus; cytoplasm; kinociliary basal body. The record is from RefSeq and is a predicted model, not a curated record. Gene Ontology annotation, molecular function: ATP binding. The transcript is spliced from 5 exons. Gene Ontology annotation, biological process: protein folding; cilium assembly; developmental process.
GCCAAAGCUGUAGUCAUGGCAAUGCGGCUGCCUGUGGUGGGACGCUGUAAACUACUUUUCACAUGUAUUGAAGCUGACUGAGUGCCGAAUCGGUAUGAAAGGUACAGCUAGGCCCAGGAACUACAUGAGACAUUCCACCGCAGAGCUUCGCGACUCAGUACAUCAGUUAUUUAAACUGGCAAUAGUGAAGACAGCUAAGAAUUCGACAUGGCUGCGGUCUGGAGUGGUGUGGUAAUUUGAAGAUUAUAAAGAUUUCCAUCUUAUUUCUUUGAAGCAACAAGGAAAAACAAAAUGAAAGCUACCAGUUGGCUACGGAAAAAUUUUCUUCUUGCAGCGGGACUUGCUUUUCUUGGGAUUCACUUUGGUACUUACGUAAUACAGAAGACCGCAAAAAGCUCAGCUCAAUCAGAUGUGGAGUCAAAACAGAAGCGCGUCAAAGAUUAAUUAUCAAAAUGAUGUCUACUGUCCCAAUAGACAAACUGUUCUCAAUAAAGUAUGUGGGCUCUUUUUUUUAGUUUUCUGAAAAGUACCACAAUAAACAGUAUGGCUUUUUAAAAUUAAAAUGAUACUUUUAUUUUGAAAGAUGUCCCGCCUAGAGGUUCAAAGAUCUGCCCUUUGCCUGUCAGAUCCUCUGAGUGAUGGCAACACUCAACAGCAGCUGUCUGAGCUUGAGCAAAUCUUUGCAUCUUGUUAUGGCCCCUGCGGCCAACUCAAGCAAAUACACAACAAUCGGGGCGGUCACGUCCAGACCACUUCCACAGCUUUAGUUCUUCUCCGUGGAGUCCCAGUUUCUGACCCCCUUCUCAAGUUACUGUGUGCAUCAGUGCUGAACCACAUCUCGCGAUUCAGUGACUGUGGCUUAUUUACCAGCAUCCUCGGCUGCCAUCUAAUUCAAAGCGCUCUACAGCUAAACUUUCAUUCUAAUACAAUAGUCAGAAUAUUCAAGCAUCUCCUAGGGGAUUGUAUUCACUAUUUAAACAGUGACAGUUGUGCCUGCAAGCUUAAAAUUGAUUUUAGUAGCACCCAGGUCUUGCUUUCUCUGGCACGUAGCAUCAUAGUUAGUAAACCUGCUUGCUUACUUAACUCUAAAGAGGUGCAGCACAUAAGCUGCCUGUUGCUAAAGGCAUUUUUGCACACCAUUCCUUGCCAUAUAGGAGGCAAUACUUUGCUUGGUAAAACUAUUGUGCAUUCCAUAGAGGGCCACAGAGCCGAUAAGUCGUCACUGUUCCCUGGCUUGCUAUUGGAUUUGUUGGACACAUGUCCUAACUUUGUGCACACAAAGUUACCUUCUAGAAGUAUUAAAGUGAUGGUGUUUAGUGCAUCCUUGUCUGGAGACCUCCCUGAGGCAGUCAAUGGAGGUGUGGAAGCAUGCACUGGUGUGUCUCCUGAAGCAGUCCUUUUGGAAUCGCUGCUUACCUUAGGCAGCCAGUUAAUCGCUGAUGAUGUUGAUCUUCUGGUGUGUCAAAAGGUGGUGCAUCCUGCCCUUAAGCAGCAGCUGAAAAAGCAUAACGUGAUUGUUGUUGACCGCCUCGGUCAUGCCUUGAUGGAACCACUGACCCAAAUCACAGGUGCAACAGCUAUUGCUUCAUUUCAAACUGCAGUUCCACGCAAAUGUUAUGGGCAGCUAAAGGGUCUUGACUUGGUUUCUGUGGCUUCAAAGCGAUUACUACAUUUAAUUCCUUUUGAGGACUCUUGUGUGUAUACAUUGGUGCUCUGUAACAGAAAUGAAACCACACUGAAUGAACUUAAGAUUGCGUGUCAGGCUGCAGAACAUGUUUUAAAACUUACACUGAAGGAUCAGUUUGCUCUUCUUGGUGGAGGAUGUACAGAAGCUCAUUUGUCAGCCUAUAUCAGAAAUAAGGUCACCAGUGAGAUGAAUUGUGAACUUGCUGAUCUUGACUGCACCGCCACAGAAUACAUGGUGGUCGCACGAUGCUUCUGCUCCUCAUUGGAACAUGUAGCACGGGCUUUAGAUCAUGAAGGGAGAGAGUGUCUUAUAGAUCUAUCCCAUGGCCACAAAUGGAUAGUUUCGGCAAAUGAGCCCAUCAGCUGCAAAUGGAGUGAUCUGGUGACGCAAUGUGCCUGUGGCAGUAUUGAAAAAUCAAACAGCAUGAAUUGGGUGGUGCUGGAUGGUAACUAUGACACCUUUUCACCAAAGCUGAUCGAAAACAUUCAGAUGAAAAACAUCCCAGAAUGUAUUGUUCUGGACUCCUUUGCUGCCAAAAUGAAUGCUUUGCAGGUUGCAGUCGAAACGGCAAGCUUGGUCCUGGAUUUUAACUACGUUGUAAAAGAUGUUAAUUAAAUAAUUUUGAAUUAAAAGACUAAAGAAAAACCUGUUUGUUUUA